Messenger RNA from Zychaea mexicana, 1025 nucleotides. RefSeq lists its product as uncharacterized. The record is from RefSeq and is a predicted model, not a curated record. Lineage: Eukaryota; Fungi; Mucoromycota; Mucoromycetes; Mucorales; Lichtheimiaceae. The coding region runs from base 85 to 729 and encodes 214 amino acids. The transcript has 2 exons.
CAACAACAACAACAACAACAGCCCUCCUCCUCACAGUCCACUCAUUUCAAGACAAAUACCCAUUCCUUUCCCUGUAUAUUCACAAUGAAGUUCUCCAUCAUCUCUGCUGCUACCCUUGCCAUUGCCGGCCUUGCCUCCGCCGCCUCCAUCCCUUGUGAGAAGUUUGUCCCCACCGAGGGUCUUACCUGCCAGGCUCUUGCCGCCAAGUACAACGUCAAGGUUGACAUGCUCGCCAGCACUAACGGUCUUUCCGGCGACUGCGAUUCCGCUUUGAAGAACACUUCCACAGUCUGUAUCCAGAGCCACCACACCCACACCAAGCGCUGCCUUGCUGAGAAGAAGGCCGCCGAAGAAAAGGCUGCCCAGGAAAAGGCUGCCCAGGAAGCUGCUGCUGCUGAGGAAGCCGCUGCUGCCGAGGAGUCCUCUGAUGACGAAUCUUCUGAAGAACCCGCUGAUGAGGAGACCACCUCCAGCUCCUCUGGCUCUGGCCCCUCUCCCCAGGCUGUCCCUGCCUCCGAAGCUGGUAGCUUGAGAAUCGUUAACAAGGCCAACGAAAACUGUGCCUGGUACUAUGUCAUCACCUCCGCUGAUACCGGCUGCGCUGACGUCGCUGCCAAGAACGGUAUCACCACUGACGACCUCUACAGCUGGAACAAGAACCUCCACAGCGUCGGUGUCCACGAGUGCGACAACUUGGACGAUGGCAAGGCUUACUGUGUUGGUCUCUAAGUGACACACAUCUAAUGUACUUUAACAUCUUCACUUCAUGCCGUUCGAAUAAAUUGUAUCACAUAAGCAUCAACAAUUUAUCAUUUUUGCAUUUGAAAAGUUGACUUUGGGCAGUGUUAUAGUGUGACGGUGGGAAGUGCUUUAUGAAUUGUAGCAGUAGUUAUCUGUUGACGGUGUGUUUUCAACAUACGAUAGAAAAAUAAUCUAGUACGACCUUCAUACAGUCUUUAAAAUGUACAUGUGCGUAAAACGGAUCAAUUGGAGACGAUUGCUCUCUUGAAUAAAUUCCACUACUG